Molecule: messenger RNA, 1128 nt
Organism: Zychaea mexicana
Lineage: Eukaryota; Fungi; Mucoromycota; Mucoromycetes; Mucorales; Lichtheimiaceae
Exons: 9
Coding region: 1-1128 (375 amino acids)
Biological process (GO): peptidyl-lysine trimethylation; peptidyl-lysine monomethylation
Molecular function (GO): protein-lysine N-methyltransferase activity; protein binding
Source: RefSeq, a predicted model, not a curated record
AUGAUGGCAACGUCUGAUAUUGAGCCUGGUGAAGUCAUUGUUUCCGUACCAAAACAGUUUCUUAUCUGCAAUGACACUUUGCAAAAAGUAUACGGACAACAUCCGUUAAGCAUGCAUCAACUGCUCGCGCUUCAUUUAUGCUUUCUCAAGCGUGACCCGAACUCUUGGUGGAAACCUUACGUCGAUUUGUUGCCCAGCCACUUUAAUACGAUGCCCGUCAAAUACCCCAAGAUAUUGGCGGAUCAUCUGCCUACCUCUUUGAAAGAUGAGGUUUCACAGCAGAUCAGAAAGUUGGAGUCAGACUAUGCGAGUGCAUUACGCUUUCUAAAGAUGCGAAACUUACAUGAAACUGUUAGCUAUGAGGAAUAUGAAUGGGCAUGGUUAUGUGUGAAUACCAGAUGUAUCCAUAUGUCAACCAUGGAUGCUACAGCCAAAGGAGGAAAUAUUGCUAUGGCCAUUUUGCUUGAUUUUUUGAAUCACUCCUGGGAAGCCAAGAUUGAAAGCGGAUUUAAUGUUCGCACUCAGUGUUUUGAGAUUCGUACGUUGACACCUUACAAAAAGGGCGAACAGGUAUUUAUCAACUACGGACCACACGACAAUAUGGCAAUAUUACGGGAAUAUGGCUUCGUUAUACCCGACAAUGUGUUCAACUAUGUCUCACUUGACCAAGAGGUCUGGUGUUUGUUUGACGAAAUGGAAACCGCACGCGGAUCACGGCUUAAAAAAGCGAUUUUGGAGAAAGAGGGGGAUUACUCUAUCAAACGACGCGAAAUAUCAUUCCGGUUGCUUAGUGCCCUACGACUGUUAGCAAUUGAUGGUUCCAACUCGCGCGUAGCAUUGGAUCAAAGAUAUCUCGAAUGGCAAGGCGCUGUUAUGGGCGAAACAGAAAUAAUAAGUCAAGACAAUGAACGGCGGGUACUGAUCAUGCUAAAGUCGAUAUGCGAUCGAGUCAUUCAAUCAGCGAGUGACGAACAAAAGACGCUGCUUGGCAUCAACUCGAACGAGCCGCAAAAAAAUGGCGUCCAUCCAUUCGCACUAAGGUUUUUGCAUCAAAUCUGGGAGGAAACCGAAGAUAUUGCAAGAUCGACUGUAUUGGACAUUGAAGAAAGAAUAGGACAGAUGAUAUGA